AAGUGAAGUAUUGAAGUUGCAAAUAAUGGGUCAGUGAAGUAACAAUCUCUUUCUCAUUUUCUCUCUCCUCCUCCUCUCGAUAAGGCCAUCCAUCCAUGUCGAGAGGAACAGGCAAGCUAGUUGAGCAGGUGAAGCAAUUCGCCGAUACCCAAUGCAAAAACUUCACUCACCAUUAUGGUCAGCAAGUUAUUGACGUUUUCGAAUUCCCUUUAAGGGUUGUUCUCUCUCCUUUCACCAUUGCUUAUGGCAUUGCUGGUUCUGCCCCUCGAGGUUUUGGUAUUCCAGAAUUCAUCUCCAAAGUUUCCUACACUACUAUAUUUGCAGUUGCUACUCUUGGAACUUGGGAUAUUGCAUUUGAGCUGGGGAAGAAAGUGAUAUGUCAGAGAGAUUGCCGAACCUGUAGUGGAUGGCAGGCAUUACGGUGUACAAUGUGCAGAGGCAGUGGGCAGGUACACUAUCAAGUGAAAAGUUACACCUUGAAAAGUGGAGAAAAACCAACUGCUGAGUCAGUUGCGGAUGCAAUUGCUAAUAAUCAAGCUGAGUUGUUUCAUAUUCCUUCAGCCAUUGAUUUGCAUACACCAUUGCCAUCGAAGGAGUGUCCUACUUGUGAUGGAACCGGUGUGAUGAAAUGUCCUGAAUGUAAGAACAAACUACAAAUACGAAUCUCUGCUGAUGAUAUUAUGGAGCCUCCAUGGAAAGCUUAUAAUGUCUUAAAAAAAAUGGACUAUCCAUAUGAGAACAUUAUCCAUAGCAUGAAGGAUCCAAGCAUUGCUGCAUUUUGGCUUCUAACUAUGCCACAGAUUGUUGGUGGAUUCAACUUUGACGAUGAAGUCAAACAGAAAAUAUGGUGGCAAUACAAGGAGUCAAUGCGCUAUGAUAAUUUGCGAGAUGUAGUGGCUCAACGACAGCCUGGAUGGGAACAUUUGCAACAAGCCUUAGUCACGCUUGAUCCUGCCCGGGCUAGAGAUGACCCUGUCGUUGUAAAAAAUGUACCUUACUACAAGGCCAAAAAAGCGCUAGAGAUGGAAGUUAUGAAGCUUGAUCCUCCCCCACGACCAAAAAAUUGGGGUGAAUUGAAUCUUCCAUUAGAUGCAUCUUCUUGGAACAAGGAUGACCUUAAAGAUCCGAAGAAGAUGGAUGAAAUGACUCUUCUCCUCAACGCUCAAAGGGAGAUUGCUGAAAAAAUUUUGGAUGCGCAAUGGGAGGCAAAAUGGCGUCAUAAUAAGUUGAAUGAGAUAUUGGAAGAGAAGGUGCAACCAUAUAUUCAGAAUUUUGACACUCUUUCUCAACCAAUCAUCAUGCAUCCACCAGUUGAAGACAGAAAGCGGAAAUCAAGGCAGCGGAGAUGGUGGUUCUUUUGAAAAAAGAUCAUACGAGGUCAACAAGGGUGUUGUAUUUUUGAUAGGGUGUGGCUUCUGAAGAUUGUUAUAAUAUGUACAUUUCGGAGUAGUCACUCAGUUAUCUAUAGUUUAGUUACUUUUGUGUCUUCAAGCUUUGUUUUAGCAUGAUGAUGGUUGGAUCUGUUUUCCAGCAAUUCUAGCCUUGUAACCCCAAGUUUUUCAGACGUAUUCCCCUUGCUUUAUACUGAGGAAGAGGGAUAUACUAUUGGUAAAAACAUUGAGCUAAAUUGCUUCAUGUUAUUAUUUCAAAUAUAUAAUUUCAUAUUUUAUCAUCAGAUGAUUGAUUUC
Messenger RNA from Chenopodium quinoa (quinoa), 1688 nucleotides. RefSeq lists its product as uncharacterized. Bases 96 to 1361 code for a protein of 421 amino acids. The record is from RefSeq and is a predicted model, not a curated record. Gene Ontology annotation, cellular component: chloroplast. NCBI's taxonomy places the organism in Eukaryota, Viridiplantae, Streptophyta, Magnoliopsida, Caryophyllales, Amaranthaceae. The transcript has 12 exons.